Molecule: messenger RNA, 1720 nt
Organism: Acipenser ruthenus (sterlet)
Lineage: Eukaryota; Metazoa; Chordata; Actinopteri; Acipenseriformes; Acipenseridae
Product: 26S proteasome regulatory subunit 10B
Exons: 14
Coding region: 69-1238 (389 amino acids)
Biological process (GO): positive regulation of RNA polymerase II transcription preinitiation complex assembly
Cellular component (GO): cytosolic proteasome complex; proteasome regulatory particle, base subcomplex
Molecular function (GO): proteasome-activating activity; ATP hydrolysis activity; ATP binding
Source: RefSeq, a predicted model, not a curated record
UCUAUCCCAGAGUUCCACAGCCUUAGUUCGUUCCCAGCAUUCUUGCGAACCGGUCAAGUCAGUGCAACAUGGCGGAUCCUCGAGAGAAAGGUCUGCAAGACUACAGGAAGAAAUUACUGGAGCACAAAGAGAUCGACGGACGGCUCAAAGAGUUGAGGGAGCAGCUGAAAGAACUUACAAAGCAGUAUGAAAAAUCAGAAAAUGACCUGAAAGCUUUACAAAGUGUUGGGCAGAUUGUCGGAGAGGUCCUGAAACAGCUAACAGAAGAGAAAUUCAUUGUAAAGGCGACAAAUGGACCUCGCUAUGUUGUUGGCUGCCGUCGACAGCUUGACAAGUCCAAACUCAAACCUGGCACAAGAGUGGCGCUUGACAUGACCACCCUGACUAUCAUGAGGUACCUGCCCCGAGAGGUUGACCCUCUAGUGUACAACAUGUCCCACGAGGACCCUGGCAGCGUCUCCUAUUCAGAGAUCGGGGGAUUGUCAGAACAGAUCCGGGAGCUCAGAGAGGUGAUUGAGCUUCCCCUCACAAACCCUGAGCUUUUCCUGCGUGUGGGGAUCAUCCCUCCCAAAGGCUGUCUGCUGUAUGGACCACCAGGCACAGGGAAGACACUGCUGGCCAGAGCUGUUGCCAGUCAGCUGGACUGUAAUUUCUUAAAGGUGGUCUCCAGUUCUAUAGUUGACAAGUACAUUGGGGAGAGCGCCAGGCUGAUCAGAGAGAUGUUCAACUACGCCAGGGAUCACCAGCCCUGUAUCAUCUUCAUGGAUGAGAUUGAUGCUAUUGGUGGGCGUCGAUUUUCUGAGGGCACCUCGGCUGACCGAGAGAUCCAGAGGACCCUGAUGGAGCUGCUGAACCAGAUGGACGGCUUCGACACGCUGCACAGAGUCAAGAUGAUAAUGGCGACGAAUCGUCCCGACACCCUGGACCCUGCACUGCUGCGCCCAGGUCGCCUGGACCGCAAGAUCCAUAUUGAACUGCCCAAUGAACAGGCACGCUUGGACAUCCUGAAAAUUCACUCUGGGCCCAUCACAAAACACGGAGAAAUGGAUUAUGAAGCGAUUGUGAAGCUCUCUGAUGGGUUUAACGGAGCUGAUUUGAGAAAUGUGUGUACCGAAGCAGGCAUGUUUGCAAUUCGUGCCGACCACGAGUAUGUGACCCAGGAAGACUUCAUGAAGGCGGUCCGCAAGGUGGCGGACUCUAAGAAGCUGGAAUCCAAGCUGGACUACAAGCCGAUAUAAUACCAGCGAUUCAGGAGUGUUGUUGAGUGCAUGGGUAUAUCUUUCUUAUGAAAAGAUUAUAAUUUGUUUUUAAAUGGGAAGUUUGCUAUUUCUGUACUGUUACGUUUAUAUAUAUAUAUAUAUAUAUAUAUAUAUAUAUAUAUAUAUAUAUAUAUAAAUUAUACACACAGCUGUAGAGUGUAGUAAACCACUAACUUUAGACUAACUUAAUAAUCUGUGUUUUGUAACAGAAGGAUGCAGAUCUCUUUGUUUUGUUUUCUUCUGGGGAAUAUGGAUAUCAUCUUGCAAAACUGUUCAAAUGUACUUCCAUAUUGUAUACUCUUUAUACCAUUUCUACCCAAGUGUAAUGAGUAUCCUCCAGGGACUUCAAGAAAAGAGCUGAUUUAAAUAGUCUUAUACACGAUUGUUCUUUUGGAUCUGUCAUGUUUUGUUUUGUUUUUUUGUCCCCAAAGAUUCAAAUUAAAAAAAAUGUAAUUGCAGUA